Messenger RNA from Pseudoliparis swirei, 2940 nucleotides. Its product is annotated as homeodomain-interacting protein kinase 3-like. The transcript is spliced from 2 exons. The record is from RefSeq and is a predicted model, not a curated record. Gene Ontology annotation, biological process: positive regulation of transcription by RNA polymerase II; intrinsic apoptotic signaling pathway in response to DNA damage by p53 class mediator; peptidyl-threonine phosphorylation. Gene Ontology annotation, cellular component: PML body; nucleus; cytoplasm. Bases 267 to 2615 code for a protein of 782 amino acids. Gene Ontology annotation, molecular function: SMAD binding; protein tyrosine kinase activity; ATP binding. NCBI's taxonomy places the organism in Eukaryota, Metazoa, Chordata, Actinopteri, Perciformes, Liparidae.
UACAAAUGUGGAAUGCAGAGUUGACUGAUCACAUGAUGAGGUCACAUGGCUGGUCACAUGAUCAUGUGCUGAGGUUGCAGACCGAACAUUCUGAACCGAUGUAGGAGACAUAAUUGUGUGCAUGUCUCUUUAAAUUAUUUGAUGGCUUUGUGCCUAUGAUGUGAGAACACUUCGAUGGCAUCAUCAGAUCAAAGCCACUAAAUCGUAUAAAUAGCCCCAAUGAAACUGGACUGCCUCUGUUCCACUCUACUCAUCUUGAUUCAUUUAUGAAACAUUUGAUAGACACGAUGACGUCCCAAUCAUCAGCGAUCGUCCCUUUUACAGUCAAGAAGCAAGAAAUCAUCACCAACAAGUCCACACAAUAUCUCGUGCAGGACUUCAUCGGAGAAGGAUGUUUUGGAAAAGUUGCCAGGUGCAUUAACUUACAAACAUCCGAAACAACAGCCAUCAAGAUCUUUCAAGACAUCGGAGAUCACAACGCAGAGGUCAAGAUGUUGGAGCGACUGCGGAAUCUUGACCCAGAGAAGAACAACCUUCUGGAAUACAUCGACAGUUUCAUCGUUCAAGGUGUUCCCUGCGUAUCCUUCGAGAUGCUGGACACCAGUCUUUGGGAUUUUGUGGAGCAGAGACGGGCACCACUGACCCCGAAAGAAAUACGUCCCAUUGCUCGUCAGCUACUGGUGGCCUUCAAAGCCCUGAAGAGCAUUGGUCUCGUACACACAGACCUCAAACCUGAUAAUGUGAUGCUGGUCAAUCACAAGGAGGAGCCCUUCAAGGUAAAACUAAUCGACUUCGGUUUGGCCAUGCCAGCCUCCGAAGUCCAGCUAGGUUCGAUCAUGCAACCUAUGGGGUACAGGGCUCCAGAGGUGGACUUGGGCCUCCCCAUAUGUGAAGACAUCGACAUGUGGGGACUGGGAUGUACCCUGGCUUACUUAUUCUUUGGCCAGGACAUCUUCUCUGGCAAAACAACAUACAACAGCAUGAAGACUGUUUGCAAACUACUCGGUCAGCCAGAGGACCACCUCCUGGAUGCCGGGGGCUACACCUGGCAGUUUUUCGAGAAGGAAUACUGCGCUCCCGGUAAAUCAGCAUGGAGACUGAAAACCCCAAGAGAGUUCGCAAAUGCAACCGACGUCUGGCCCAGCACUGCAGGAUGGUGCUUUGACACCUGUGGAAGUUUGAAAGACGCAGUCAAGUCCUUCUCACUUUCAUCGGACGCGACAGAGAUCAAAGACACAAUGGCAUUUUGCAACCUGCUGGAGCAGUUGCUCUGUCCAAAUGCCGAGAGGAGAAUCACACCUGCACAAGCCCUCAAACACGACUUUAUCACAAUGUGUCACAUGACGGACCGCAUGAACACAAACGCAUACGUGCAAGCUGCCUAUGAGCUGAUGAUCGUCUCCCCGCCGUACGACCUGGAUGAAUACGAUUCCCCCGGUGAUCAGCAAUCAACCCACUCAAUCAAAGCAUCCUCAGGCAGAAACAACCCUGAGGAUGGGGACACAGGUUCCAAAGAGAAUGAGCCGAUUGAGUCAGAAAAAGAAACCUUCUUCAAUGGUUCCACCCAAUAUCAGGUGCUGGGCAUACUUGGAGAAGGGUGUUUUGGAAAAGUUGCUAAAUGUGUCAACUUAAAGACCACCGAAACAAUGGCUAUAAAGCUAUUUAAAAAUGAUGCUGAUCACAAAGCAGAGGUCAGGAUGUUGGAGCGACUGAGGGCACUUAACCCAGACAAGAACAACCUGUUGAAAUACAUCGACAGUUUCAACGUUCAAGGUGUUCCCUGCAUAACUUUCGAGAUACUCGACACCAGUCUCUGGGAUUUUGUGAUUCAGAGACGGACGCCACUGACUCCAAACGAGAUCCGUCCCAUCGCACGUCAGCUACUGGUGGCCUUCAAAGCCCUGAAGAGCAUUGGUCUCAUGCACACAGACCUCAAACCUGAUAAUGUGAUGCUGGUCAAUCACAGGGAGGAGCCCUUCAAGGUCAAACUAAUCGACUUCGGUUUGGCCAUGCCGGCCUCCGAAGUCAAGCCAGGUAUGAUCAUGCAACCUAUGGGGUACAGGGCUCCAGAGGUGGACUUGGGCCUCCCCAUAUGUGAAGACAUCGACAUGUGGGGACUGGGAUGUACCCUGGCCUUCUUAUACUUUGGCCAGAACAUCUUCUCUGGUACAUCAACAUACGACAGCAUGAAGACCGUUUGCCAUCUACUCGGUCAGCCAGACGACCACCUCCUGGAUGCCGGGAGAAACACCAAGCAGUUUUUCACAAAGGAAUACUGCGCUCCCGGUUAUUCAACAUGGAGACUCAAAACGCCAAGAGAGUUCACAAAUGUAACCGGGAUCCGGCCCAGCACUGAGGGGUGGUGGUUCGACACCGUCGGAGGCUUAAGAGAUGUCGUGAAGUCCUGCUCGACGAACCAUCUCGAAGUCGAAGACACAUCAGCAUUGGCCAACCUGCUUGAGUGGUUGCUCUGUCCACAUGCAGAGCUACGAAUCACACCUGGAGACGCCCUCAAGCACGACUUCAUCACCAUGUGUCGCAUGACCACCAGCAUGGACACGAGCGCUUAUGCGCAAGCUGCCUAUGAACUGAUGGCCGUCUCCCUCCCCAAAUGAUUUGGAUCUAGAUGAUCUAUUUUCUGCGGGGGGGGUCCAGGUUAUGUGAGUUAGUCUGUUCAAGGAAAGAGUAGUUGAUCUACUUUUCCUGACUAAUUUACAUAACCUCUCCAUCUUUUUUCUAGGCCAGCUCCCCCUGUGUGAUUUAGAUCUAGAUGAUCUAUUUUCUGCGGGGGGUCCAGGUUAUGCGAGUUAGUGUGGGAAAGAGUAGUAGAUCUACUUUUUCCUGACUAAUUUACAUAACCUGGUGGUGGUGGGGGGGGGUCCAGGUUAUGCGAGUUAGUGUGGGAAAGAGUAGUAGAUCUACUUUUUCCUGACUAAUUUA